Zootoca vivipara (common lizard) is the source of this 9100-nucleotide messenger RNA. RefSeq names its product neurabin-1. Gene Ontology annotation, biological process: calcium-mediated signaling; actin filament organization; neuron projection development. Gene Ontology annotation, cellular component: cytoplasm; postsynaptic density; actin cytoskeleton. Lineage: Eukaryota; Metazoa; Chordata; Lepidosauria; Squamata; Lacertidae. The record is from RefSeq and is a predicted model, not a curated record. Gene Ontology annotation, molecular function: actin filament binding.
CUCUGAUCCCGCUCCCCCUCCCUCCCUCCCUCUAAGAGGAAGAAGCGGGGCUCGCGUUCCGGGGACUCUUUUUUUCCCCUUUGUUGUUGUGGGGGCUUGAGCGCGCGCCUGCCCGCGCGGCCUGGAGAGGAGGGGAGGGGGCUGUGAAACGAAAGAAAGAGAGAGAGAAGAAGAAGAAGGGGGGAAAGAGCGAGAAAAAAAAACCGUAAAAGAACUAAAAACUGGCCGUGCGGGCGGGCGCGCGAGACGGAGAGUAGUUGAUAGUGGAAAGGCGGGCGGGCGAAUAGUUUUUGUUUUGUUUUUUUGUUUUGGGGUGAGGAGGGAGGAGUUGUAAAAAAUAAAAGAAAAGAACUAGUAAGAAGAAGUAAACCGGAGCCGGAGCCUCGGGGGCCGCUGUUAGGAGGGGCGGAUACGGGCGGAGGGGAAAGAGCCGCCGCCGCCACCGCCGCGCGGGAUAUGAGCUUUUUUCCCUCAGAUGGCUUUCAGGAUAGUAGAUCAGCCGUGGCGCUAGGAUCCCGUUUUUCCAGAUACAUUCCUCGAGUGCUUGUUCUCUCUGUGUGUGUUCUUCUCUGGCUCUUCCCACAACUCACUUCAGUGCCUGCAUGGAAUAAGCCAGUCAGAGGCGUCAUCCAGUCUCAUUUUGUCUCCAGUUUGUAAGAGGCUUGUAUCCAGUCAUUGUGAAGAACAGCAAGGGGACUGCUGUUGGUUUUCAUACUUCUCCCCACUGUAAAUGAGUGAAGGGUCUCUCCUUUUGACAAUGAUGAAGACUGAAGGUAAAGGAGAGAGGACUUUAAGAAGUGCUUCUCCACACAGAAAUGCAUAUAAAGCUGAUUUUCAUGCUAUUAAGUGCAGUUUUGAUUCUGUGAACGCUGAUAAUGCUUCAAAUAGAUCUGGCUCCCAGCAAAAGCUGACUAGCUCAUCCAAUGGUGGAGGUAAUGACCCACAUGUUCGGGGCAGAGCUGUCACCUAUGGCAACAGGGUACACAAGAUCAAAAAUAUGUUCAUGCAGAUGGGUGGCUCUUCCACUCCACUUUGUUCUGAGAACAGCCCACCCUCUGAGCCCAAGAUCAUCACCAAAACAGCUGCAAGUGACCCUGCUCCUCCUUCUCCCAGCAGCCCAUCUUUCUUUUGUGUUCAAAAAAACAACCUCCUAAAUAUUGACUCUGACCCUUGCAGUGGUCCCCAGGAUUCUUUACCUGCUGCUUCGGUUACUGACAAAAUUAUCUGUAGCAGUGAUGAAGGACAUCUAGACAAAGCUGCCCUAGCGGAGAAGUUUUCUGAGACUAGGAAACUUUUUGAAAGGAACACAAAAAAACCAAGCUCAUUGGACAGAUGUACUCCUAGCAAAAGUGAAAGGAUUGAAGAUAGAAGGAGGCAUGGCUCUGCCUCUUCUGACGGUAGUAGUGUGGUUGAUCACUUUAAUUUCAAUACUGAUGUUGGUUCUCAAGUCACCAUAGACAAGGCAGAGGGUCAAGGGAACAGUGAACACAAGUUGCAGCACUCCAGCUCUAGAUUGUCCUCACUGAAUGCUGGACCUAUUUCUAGAAGACUGGAGAGUUUCCUGGCAGACAGUGACAGUGAAGAGUGUAAAGACACUUCAAAAAAUGAGGGUACUCAAAGUCCAGUCGAGUCGGUGUUCUGCAGUUGGGAAUCGCCAGUGGUUAAGGAAGAGCUGUACUUGAAGCAAAAUCAACCUCUCGCCGCUCCUUCCUAUUUGAGCAGCAGCAGUACUAGUGAAAAGGAUGAACAUAGUAGGAUCACUGAAGAAGCAUCUGGAAGAGAGCAACCAACCUCUGAGAGGAAUCUGCAGUAUACAAACAAUGUGUCCACUAAAGUAGAUAGAGCCCCAAUAAAAAUCUCUCAGGUAGAAGUAGUUAGAGCUGAAUUGAUAAUGGUGCAGAAUAAAACUUUAGAGAAUGAUGGUGAAAUUGUGGGGGAAGUUAAUGUCUUCCAGAAGGAGAAGCCACUCCGAUUUCCAAGCUGGGAAGGUGAAGGAAGUGGACUCACCUUUGAAGAAAUGGAAAAACUUAGUGGGUGCAGUGAGCCCCAUCAGAAAGGAGUACAAGAUGUGGCACCUCCGGAGGAAGUUCAAACGAGAGAGCAUGAUCAUGUAGAACAAGUAGGAGAUAGUGAAGAUGAGGAUGAAGAACAAGAACGGCCAGAAAAUUGUAGUGGAUUUUCUUCCAGUGCUUUUGGGAUAGAGAAUGCAGCUUUUGACGAUGACAGAGAAACAGAGACUUGUAGUCAGGGCCCUGAAGGAGAAGAAACCUUGCCAGAGGAGGAAUACAACUAUGAUAGUAAUUAUGAGGAAUUUCCUGGACUUUCUGAAGAAGAAGAUCCUGAUCCAGAUAGGAAAGUAAAGUUUUCCACAGCCCCAAUCAAGGUAUUCAAUACUUACUCAAAUGAAGAUUAUGAUAGACGUAAUGAAGAGGUUGACCCUGUGUCAGCAUCAGCUGAGUAUGAACUUGAGAAAAGGGUGGAGAAAAUGGAGGUUUUUCCUGUAGAAAUUGAAAAAGGUGACAGUGGUUUAGGUAUCAGUAUUAUUGGAAUGGGUGUUGGUGCAGAUCAGGGACUGGAAAAGCUGGGAAUCUUUGUAAAAACGAUUACUGAAGGUGGAGCUGCUCAGAAAGACGGUCGAAUCCAAGUAAAUGAUCAAAUUGUUGAAGUUGAUGGUAUAAGUCUUGUUGGAGUAACCCAGUUUUUUGCAGCAACUGUACUAAAAAAUACAAAAGGCACAGUCAGGUUUCUGAUUGGAAGAGAAAAACCAGGAACUCAGAGUGAAGUAGCUCGGCUUAUAAGUGAGACAUUGGAGCAGGAGAGAUGUUUGUAUGAGCAUCAGUAUGCCCAUGAUGAUACAGAACAGGAUGAUGAUUAUGAUGAAGAUGAAGAUUCUUUUGAAUCACAUUUACAUGGAAAAUCGGUGGAAGUGUUUUAUCUUCCUGAAAAUGAGGAUAUUAAUUUGCCACUAGACAUGGAUUCUACACAGUUUCUGUUGAAGUUUAAAGAGCUACAGUUGAAGCAUGCAGUUACAACAGCUGAAGUUAACCAACUUAAGGAAAAGUUAAAAGCAACAGAAGCUGAAAAGAUUGAAUGGGAGUUAACUAAAUCCCAGCUCCAGGAAACUUUAAGUGAGAACAAAGAAAAAAUAAAGAAGUUGGAGACCUAUUGGUUAGAAGCGCAAAGUUUAUGCAAAACAGUAAAUGAACAUCUUAAAGAAACUCAGGAACAAUAUGAUGCCCUGGAGAAAAAAUACAACAAGGCUAAGAAAUUACUCAAAGAGUAUCAGCAAAAAGAAGUAGAACUCAUGAAAAAGGAAGAGGAUCAUACAAAAAUUAUUGGAGAGAAAGACCAGGAGCAUGUAAAUCAGCUGAAAAUAUUGCAGGAGAAGAUUUCAGAGCUUGAAGAUAAAUUAAAAAUAUAUGAGAGACUCCCAUUUAUGUUCGGAAAUAGCAGUUUAUUAGAAACUGCAACUCCAAGUCCUGAACAACUUACAGAAAACCUUGAAGUAAAAGAUGAUGUUCAGGAAUUUGAGUCUUCAAUAGAGAAAUUGGAUUUUUCUGAUUUUGAUACUUUUGUUGGGGAUACACCAAGGUUAGACACCAGUGCACAUAAAGCAAAAGCUCAGCUUGCCUUGAAAGUGAAACGUCAGCCACCUUCUCGGUCAAAGCUGAAAGCAUCUCUUGGGGCUGGGCAGAAGGAAAUAAACUUGCUGGAUGUGGAUGAUAAUGAUGAUAAUACAGAGGAAAUAAUCCAGAGCAGAUCUUCAGAAGUUACAGAGAAGAUCAUUUCAUCACAGCAGAGUGAUGUAGAUCAAAGAGAUGAGAAGCAUGAACAUGCUGGAAGCACUGACAGUUUAUUAGAAUCAAGUCCAUCAACUUCCUUGCACUCUUCUCCAGUAUAUAAACCAAACACAGAAAAUAGUCCUGGAACAACUCAGCCAGCUUCUAAUGAGGAUACAACUCCAAAUUCUCCUUCAGGAUGCAGCAGAAAUGUCAAGCAUAGAGACUCAAAAGGCAAAGGAAGAGUGAACAAAGAUGACAAACGAAGUGAAGAAAAGACUGAAUCAAGUGAAGGUGCCUCUGCGGGCAAGUCCAAAAGGCGUUUCCCAGAUUUUGGGGGGCUAAGAAAAUCUGGUGGUAAAGGGAAGAAGCAAGAAAAAGAAAAUGCAAGGAGUUCACUAGACAGCCGGGGCUCCCGAGAAUUGCUGGAAGACUCUGCCAACAACUUAUCUGCGUCGGAUUCAGAUUCCCCUAUCCCCACUUGUAUGCCUUUCUCCUGGUUUGGAGACAGCCAUAAAGAGCAUAGUUCUAGUAGCACCCUGAGCUUUUCUCAGGGUGGGCAUGAUGUUGCAUUGGAACAGAGCCAGGAGAAGAACAGAAACAAGAGUAGAAUUGUCAUAGAUGGUUCAUACGAUAGCAAGCCAAGUUGUGAUCUGUCAGGGUUAGUGGCAGAGCCAAAUCUUUCAGGGCGUUCACACACUUUAACCUUCUCUUCAAACGAGACUUCAGAUGAAGAACCAUCAACUACAGGAAAACAAAAUCAGUGGCACAGUCGGCCCAUUUCUGAAUGGACAACGCAACAGGUGUGCCAUUGGCUAAUGGGAAUGAAUAUGGAGCAGUACAUUGCGGAAUUCACAGCCAAGUGUAUAGAUGGACAGCAGUUAAUGCUCCUUGACAGUGACAAAUUGAAGACCCUGGGAGUAUCCAGUCAAAAUGAUCGAUCAACAAUAAAGAAGAAAAUUAAAGAUAUUAAGAAAGCACAAGAGAAGCUGGAGAAACAGAAAGAGAAGUUUCAAAAGAAAGAGAAAGAAGUCCGGAAAACUGGCAGAGUGGUAGCCACCGUAGAAUCAAGCUGCUAAAAUUCUUUAAGAUAUCCUAUGCAACUACUUAAUCUGGUGUAGUCACAAGGGCUAGUGGAACUAUGCCAAGGUAAUGUUUCAAUCUAUUUUUAUCAGACUCCCUUCAGCUUGAAGAAGUGUCACAAUUGUAUAUUACUGUAUAAUUAUGAAUGGGGGAGGUGGGAAAUGAUAGCUUUUACAAUAUAGGUUUUUUAAUCUCCCAUUUCUACAGUCCUUCCCUGUUUAUAUGAUUCAUAAAAUGAAAUAUUUUCCAUUUUUUAUAUUUAGAUCAUUAACUUGUACUAAUGAACCGUAAAUUAACUUUGCAUUAAGUAAUGUGUAUAUAUGUAUUACUUAUUCUAGGUCCCUGAAGUGUCUAUCAGAAGUAUAUACAGUUUUGAUGAAUAGGUUGUGAACAUAAAUUACAGUAUAAUGUUGGGUGGUAUCUGGUAUAGAGACAGUAUCAGGUCAUUAUGUUCUGUUGAAGAGAAGUUUGUUGCCACUAGUGUUGUAUAGAGGAAAAAUUAAGUUUUAAAAAUAAUAGAAAAUUAAUUUAAUCGUAUUUUGACUUAAUGAUGUGUUUAAAAUCCUGUAUUUUCCAGAGUUCAUUUUAAAUUCAAAAUGUAUUGUAGUAAUAUAAUUCAUGACUUGCAUCUUGGCUUUCUUAUUUUCUAAAAUAAGAUAACACUAAGUUUCUAAGCUGAGUAUGUUGAAGCAGGAUUUCAAAGUUUAUUGAUCAAUUUUAUACACUUUUGUAUGGACUAUGGGGUUUUUAUAAUCCAUGUAAGAUCAAAUUGUAAUACAUGCAUUACACUUUCCUACUCAAGAUACUGAGGACCAAAAAUAUAUUUUUACUAAACUUUCAAUGCUAUUGGUCUUCCUAAUACCAGAAUGGGAAUAGCCGGAGGAGGUAUGAAUUGAAGCACUGGGUUUCUGCAGUGUGUAUAAUUACACUGUAGACUACGAAAUGUCUUCCUGUUCAUGAGUUGCAUUUGUUUUUCAGAAUAGUGUCAAACACAAUUGCCAUGUGCUGUUGGGUAACACAUAAUCUGUUGUAGGAAAAAAUACACUACAUUGGAGUGGCACUUUUGAGAAAUGGAAUAAAUUUCAUUCAAAAAAGAACUUGUAUUUUGAAAUUCUUACUAUUAUGACUUACAUGUGCAUGAAUUAGUAACAUGCUGCCAUCUAAUGAAAUGAUUAUUUUGUAAGAAAACAUUGAAAACUGCCAAUUGUAAAUUAAGACUAAAUGAAAUGCACAUUUUGAGCAUUUUCAAAAUAAAAGUUUUAAAAUUUUAAUGGCAUAGUACUAUUAUCUUGGAUUCAAGGAACCAAGAAUAGGAGAAAAUGUGUUUUGGUACUAUUGCAUGAAUAAGAGACAGGGUUUUAGUCAUCCAGGUUUGACUCAAGAGUAGACCUGCUGGAAUUAAUGAACCCAAGUUCAUCAUGUCUAUUUCAGUGGGCUUACUUGGAGUAUAACUAACAUUGGAUACAAGUGGGCUAGAAUAUUGAGAACUUGUGCAAUGAAAAAAAGUCUCUAGAUUUGGAGUCACUUUCCUCCCAGUGCUGUUUCCAUCACAUAACUCUGGAAGUGUAUACAGUGGUGUACUUGAUUCUGACCAAAUUAAUCCUCCUAGGAGGUUUUUGCUCUAUGAGGCUUAGUUUGCUCAGAAUUGAGUAUACACUUCCAGAGUUAAUUAAAUACAUUACUUCUGGUAAAUGAGCUACCAUAGCCACUAGAGAGCUGUGAAAAUUUGUGUCUGGGCUCUUCUACCCAUGUACUUAUCUGAAACCAAAGGAGCACAUUGGUUGCCAGAUGUGAAUCCCCCCCCCCAGUUUUCCUACCCCACUACUAUGGAAGGUUACCUUUUCCAAUUGUAUGUAAGGAAGAUAGUUGUCAAGGUGAGCCUGUCUGGCAGUCCAUAGAUGGAGCACACCUGAAGACUAUCACAGCGGAGGACUUGUGGGCCACUAGAUGUUAUCAGACUCCCAACUCUCACCAGCCUCAGCAACCAUAACCAAUUAGAUGACUGGAGUUACAGCCUUAACAAGGGGCAACCCAGUGUUUCCACACUGAAGUGAUAAUACAAGACAGACACCAGGAGUUAUCGUGCAAUUAAUCAAUGGAGUGCCAGAUUUUUAAAAAUGCUUAGGAUUUAUUAUUAUAAAAAUCACAGCAAGCCUCUUUCUUGCAAGCCAAAAUUUUCACAGUACAAUGUUAAAAUUCUGAAUACAAAAUGCCUGGCUGUUGCAAUGUUAUUCUUCCACCUGCAAGCAAAAUUAUUUCCAAAUCUAGCUCUAGCAACAGAAUACACACGGCAACAAUUUUGUGUGAGUUUUAUUGGCAUGCGACUGCUGACGCGAGCACAGUUUUCAGCCCCAGAAGGGGGAGCGGAAUGGGGCGAGCUUAUGCACACUCCACUGAGACGCGAGAUGACCCAGCACGCAACCCCUGUGCAAACAGGGAGUUGCCUGGAAUAUAAAGUAGCAUUAUAAAUUAUUUUUUUCUGAAAUGCUUUAUUCAUAUGAAUCAAACCUUAAAAUAGCAAAUGAACUCAUUGUGCCUAUGACUGAACAGUGAGUUUGCUACCACAAACAGUUGUUUUGGUUAGUGGUAAACCUUCAGUAGACUUUGAUUGUUGAACAUACUAAAAUAAUCCUGAUCCAGCUGGGACAAUGAGCAUGCGUAUCCAGAUGUGUACAUGCAAAUCCCCUGGCAGUCUGGAAGGCACACAUGGAAGCAGGCUCAACAAGCAUCCAUAGUACAGCAAUGCACAUGCAGUUCCUCUGACUACUGGAUCAGGACUGUAGCCCUGAUUACAAUUCAUAUUUUACAUGAAUAGAGGAUACUAAUUCCAGUAUCUCAUUCAGCCCCUCCACUGCCAGAUGAUCAAACCUUCAUAAGUGGCAGGCAGGUGCAAACGUGAGUGUUGGUUUUUGAUAUUGCCAGACCUACUGUACUCUUUACUAGCUCACAGAGCAGAAAUGUUUUACUUCCAAAGACUCUGAUACCUUAAAGCAGUAGCAUGAUGUGUGUCUUAAUUUGAAAACUUCCCUACUAAGCUGCUAUUGGUUAUAGCCAAGGGCAGUUUCAUCCUGCACAGUACAUUCUAUCAUCCAAUUCACAUAAUGAAUUUCCUAAUAAGAUGCCCCAAAGUGCAGAUGGGUCUAUUUUGCUGUUUCCCCACUAUCACCAAAAAUCUUAACACAUCAUUUGGCACUGCCAUUACUCUGAAAAGGGUUUCAUUCCUGAGUAAAUAUGUUUACAAUCAUCGCACUGUACUCUUAAUCCGGCAUCUCAGUUACUGCAAAGUGGCUAAACUGCAUUCUUUGAUUUCUGUGUGUGCAUCUUAAUGGAGGAUCAUGCCUGGGAGGCAUUGCAUGAACAUUGCAAUUGUGGAGGUGAAUUAAAUGUUAGCAGCAAAAAUUAUCAAGGAAGAGCUUAGGAACCAAAGGGAAGGUGAAGAGAGCAUUAUCUAUUUUAUGCCACAUUUGCUGGAUGUAAAGGAAUUUAAAUGCAACACCAAGUUAGGACCUGAGGUUGUGUGUACAUGCAGCAAAUAAGAGUUUGUGCCUGUUGAGUAAAAAUGUACCAUAGCUGCUUUAGAUGUCUGGGUGUGUGAGCAACUGGCAAUGCAAGACUAUCUGGUUGGUUUAUGGCUCCACCAGGUGGUCAAAGGCAGGAUCAACAUUUUGAGAAGUAGGCAAUUCCCAUAAUCCAGUUCACUCCUGCUGUUGGCAAAAGCAGCAAUGUCACUUUAAACUUCCACUGGCUUUUGUCCUCAGGUCAAUGUUACUGUUUUUUCUCAGUCCUGCUCUCUAUUGGACUUUAGUUUUUCAGUCCUCAACUCAUCACUUUCUCUGCUUCCACCUUAUUGUCACGACUCACUUAUUUUUUAUGCCCCAUUCCCUUCUCUGCUUAAUUUUUUAAAAAAUACUUCUGUCUCUAUCUUUCUCGUCCCUCCACCAUUCCCUUGCGUGCUGACUGUUGAGAAAGGGAGCUGUGUGUGAAGUGGAACUGUUGAACGUGCUUUUAUUAGCACCAUCAGGGCUGUUAUCUCAGGCACACAUGUUGACCACAACCUGAUUACAGCCAGACAGCAGAGCUGCUUAUGGCUUCUAAAAGCGGUCCUUCUGCAGCCUCUGGUAGCUCCUUAGCCUUUCCCCUUUCUUUCUCUCUGUGAUCUUUCUCCCAGUACCCUCAUGAGAUACUGUAAAAUUGGUUCCUGUGCAGCGUUUGGUAGGAAAGUCUCUCUGCAGGUCCCU